Molecule: messenger RNA, 973 nt
Organism: Haliotis rufescens (red abalone)
Lineage: Eukaryota; Metazoa; Mollusca; Gastropoda; Lepetellida; Haliotidae
Exons: 5
Coding region: 76-759 (227 amino acids)
Source: RefSeq, a predicted model, not a curated record
UAGAGCGGCACAUGCAUCCUAUCACACAGUCGACACAGAUUGACAGUUGAAGAAGUUUGUUCUAAAUCCACCAGAAUGGUUCUGUCUUUUCCCUGUCACGAGGUUGUUUUGUGCCUGUGCGCGGUGUUUGUGUCAUCUGAGCGAAUCAGUGGAACUUACUUCAAACGAAGAGAAGUUUUUAUGAAUAAGAUAAUUCAGACCGAUGCACAUUGCCGUGCGCGGGUUGGUAGUAGAUUAGAUUGUGGAACCUACUGUAACCAGUUCAGCAGAUCAAUCAGUUUCUUCUAUAAUAAGGUGAACCAGGAUUGUGUCUGUCCACGAAUCACUCCAGUCACCAGCGACCUUGUACCUGCACCGGGCUAUGCUUUGUACAGCACGAAAGGCUACCUUGAAUUGGGCGUGUCAAAUGUCACAUGUGGUCAAACAAGUGGCAUCCUGAUGGUUUCAGCCCCAAAUUGGUUCAGUUAUGAUACAAAUCCUCAGGACAUAACUUUUUAUCUCGGUCGCCGACUCUACAUUGAUGAGAUUCGCAUCCCCCCUAAAACAGUCAAGAGCUCAUUGAAGAUUAUUUGGUUCUACAGUUCAAGCGAUACAGAAGUUUGGGUUGCUGGGGAUCCAGAGAUCGUGACAAAUGGAAACUUUUUCAUUCCAGAUGUUAAGAAGCUGUCCGACAUUGUCACCAGCGUGAGCCUAAAAUUCCAUGGAACCACAGCAGGAUUUGUGGAAAGACAGGACUUCCUGAUCCUUGCCCACGAAUAGAGUUCACUUGCAUUACUCGCCGCCUUUUUGGAAGAGACAUUGUAUUUGUUUUAAAUGUCUCAAAUGCAAGGUCAACAUAAAAAACAGGAGUAUGAGGACCCAAGACAAUGCUGCUGAUGCACGAUCAUAUUUGAAUGUAUGGCCAAACUGACCAUUGCAUUCCCUCGACAUUUGUUGUAGGACCGCCUCCGUGGUCUAAUUGUAGAGUGUCCGC